Molecule: messenger RNA, 886 nt
Organism: Oppia nitens
Lineage: Eukaryota; Metazoa; Arthropoda; Arachnida; Sarcoptiformes; Oppiidae
Product: kinesin-related protein 9-like
Exons: 3
Coding region: 5-886 (293 amino acids)
Source: RefSeq, a predicted model, not a curated record
AGUAAUGAUCGAUGUUAACGGUAGUCUCAAAAUUCCUGUAUUUGUACCUAUUUCAUGGCUCAUACACGACAUCGAGAGCGUCAAACUUAUUGGCCAGAAGUCUGAUUUCAAGGGCUAUGACAAUAAAGAAGAUAUGAUGACUUCCGAUAUGACUCCCGACCAAAAUGGUAACUUUGGAUCCACUCCAUCAUCAUCUUCAUCGCCACCACUAUCACCACCGUUACCGAUAGCCGCCAAACUAGUGGCUAAAAAGCAUCGGCCGUCCGCACAAAUGCAUAAAAAUCGUAAUGAAUAUCAUGACAUGGAUUUACAUCAUAAAGAGAUCGCAAAUCGUGUAUCCGAUGAUACAGUGGUCACUAAAACGCCAGCAAUGGUACCAAAGACAAUAACAACAACAACUACUACAACAGUUAAACCACCGAAAAUAAUAUCAAAUAUCAAUUUAGAAACCAAUAAACGAUUAAAUGAGAAAAUGUAUGAAACAUCAGAUAUGAAAAUUGCUAUGGAAUCAAAUCGAUUUAAAUCGAUGGCUAAGAAACAGUUGGCGGAAGAGAUAAUGUAUGCACCGGAAGGUUGGCGUCAGGGAGACGAUCCACUAUACACUACAAUCGAGAUUUACGAGUUGCCCGGUGCUAACAAAUACAUGGGUUUAGCCAGCAAUCGUACGGCUGUUCAUAAAUCACCCGACACUAAAUUGACACCUUUUGCUAAAUCAUUGCCCACCAAAAUGUYGGCGAUAACGACAACGACGACGACAACAACUGUGAGGACACCGACAGUAAAGAUAAUGACUACAAAUGGCAUUAAAGUGUCGGAACAGUCAAAGAAUAACAACUAUUUCCGAAAUUAUAUCAAUAAUAAUGGACACAAAAAUUCAAUCUUUUAA